AUGUCCUCAGACACAAUUCAACAAAUGGCCCGCCAUCCUCUUCAACGCCUUUCAUCUCCAAGCCGAGGCAUUUCAGCAGCUUUCCACCUCGUUGGGAUUAUCUCCUUCAGUCUCUCGUACAAAUACCUCAUGGACUUUCCUACUUUCAUAAAUGCUUCCUAUGGCUGGCACUUCCAAUACUUGACGAUUCUCGGGCUCACUGUGGCCCAUGGAACCUUCAUCGCCGGUUUCCUCGCUGAUCUCACCUUGUCUCCUACACUGUUUCUCAUCAAGAACACGCUCUCAUUAUGCAGUGCUCCGUUGGAAGUCUUAAUCAGUGUACUAUACUGGGGAAUAAGUGCUAUUGACAAGACCCUGGUUGUUCCACCAGAAAUUCAUAUUGCUCCAAUAGCAGAUAUCGGAUUUCAUGCCAUGCCAUCGAUACUACUCACUAUCGACCUACUGUUACUUUCGCCACCUUGGACGAUCAAAACUUCCCGAGCUUUGGUAUUGAGUUCCGCGAUUGCAGUUGCGUACUGGUUCUGGGUCGAGGAAUGCAACAAGCAUAAUGGAUUCUAUCCAUACCCAAUGUUCGAGGAGCUCAGUACCAUCCCAAGGGCUGGAGUAUUUGUUGGAGCGGCGCUUCUGAUGACAGGAAGCACCGUCACAUUGCAAAAAUUAUGUGCCCUGGUCAAUGGACGACUGCCAGCAGACAAGUCACAAGCACCAACCAGUAUUAAAGAGGAGUAG
Molecule: messenger RNA, 729 nt
Organism: Cadophora gregata
Lineage: Eukaryota; Fungi; Ascomycota; Leotiomycetes; Helotiales; Ploettnerulaceae
Exons: 2
Coding region: 1-729 (242 amino acids)
Cellular component (GO): endomembrane system; membrane
Source: RefSeq, a predicted model, not a curated record